Molecule: messenger RNA, 738 nt
Organism: Zygotorulaspora mrakii
Lineage: Eukaryota; Fungi; Ascomycota; Saccharomycetes; Saccharomycetales; Saccharomycetaceae
Gene: NHP10
Product: Nhp10p
Exons: 1
Coding region: 1-738 (245 amino acids)
Source: RefSeq, a predicted model, not a curated record
AUGGCAGACAAUGACUUGAAACGGAAAGUUGAUAAUUUGAAGGAGGGAAAUGAGGUAUUGGCACUUGCCAUACAACGCACACGACUCUCCGUUAAGCGUCUUAAGUUGGAGUACAGUGUACUGCUUGAGAGGUUAGAAACAAGAGUGGAAUCAGAUCCAGAACUGCGCUAUCAAAACCCACUGCCAUCUUUAGAAUCGUUCAAGAAAGAGUUAUUGAUGAAACCGCAUAAAAAAUCGAAGAAUAAAAGACAAAAGGCAAAACAUAGGGAUCCAAACAUGCCUAAAAGACCGACAAAUGCUUAUUUAAUCUUUUGUGAAAUGAACAAAGAAAAAAUGAGGGAAAACGGCUCUCAAGAUGUCACACGGGAUUUAACGGAAGCUUGGAAAAGCUUAAGUGAAGAUGACAGGAAACCAUACUAUGAACUGUAUAACGAAGAUCGAGAAAGAUACCACAAGGAAAUGGAAAUAUACUCAUCGAGAACCGGCGAUGCAAGAAACAAUGAAGAUGGAGAAGGAGCAGAGGGAGAAGAAGAAGAAAGAGUGAGUGAGGAAAUUAAACGUGAAGAAGAAGAAGAAGAUGAUGAGGAGGUUGAAGAAGAAGAAGAAGAAGAAGAAGAUCUUGGUGAGGAAGAAGAAGAAAGAUAUCCUGAAUCAGAAAUAACACAGCUAGAGGAGGAAGAAGACGAAGAUGAAGAAGGAGAAGAUGAGAGUGCAGACGUACUAACAAGCGAGAUAUAG